Molecule: messenger RNA, 509 nt
Organism: Notechis scutatus (mainland tiger snake)
Lineage: Eukaryota; Metazoa; Chordata; Lepidosauria; Squamata; Elapidae
Product: waprin-Phi3-like
Cellular component (GO): extracellular region
Molecular function (GO): peptidase inhibitor activity
Source: RefSeq, a predicted model, not a curated record
UCUUGCACACAACAUGUCAGAAAUCCAUGUUAGGAUGUUGCAUCACCUGACCCUCCCUACAGAACAACCCCAGUCCAAGUGAGUUUAGAAAUAUACAGCAGAGACAAAGAAUUCUUGCUGCAAGUUGGACUAGAAGUGCAUCAUGAAACCUUGGAUUCUUCUGUUCCUAGCUGGUCUCCUCAUCCUUUCAACUCAACUGGCAACAGCAAAGACCACCAAACAACUUUGUCCCCCAAAAGUCAAGCCGGGCGAGUGUCCCAAGGUCAAAAUUGGUCCUGACCAUCCAUGUAACCAAGAUUGUGCCUGCGACUCGGAAUGCGAAGGGAAUAAGAAAUGCUGCCCAGUCGGAUGCGCCAGGGAGUGUUUCAGCCCAGGACCCCUCUGAGCCCCAAGACCUGAUGGAGGAGCCAGCCGGAAGCAGCUAUUCCAUCCUCACAUCCAACCCGGCCAGAUAAAGUCUUCCUCCUGCGUGGCCCAUUCCCCUUUGGCCUCCCUGACUGCUGACCACU